Messenger RNA from Suncus etruscus (white-toothed pygmy shrew), 4429 nucleotides. RefSeq names its product ATPase phospholipid transporting 8A1 (gene ATP8A1). The record is from RefSeq and is a predicted model, not a curated record. Gene Ontology annotation, cellular component: plasma membrane. Gene Ontology annotation, biological process: phospholipid translocation. Lineage: Eukaryota; Metazoa; Chordata; Mammalia; Eulipotyphla; Soricidae. Gene Ontology annotation, molecular function: ATP hydrolysis activity; ATP binding; magnesium ion binding.
GCCCGGCUGGAGAGACACCUGCAGCGGCCGCGAUGCCUACCAUGCGGAGGACCGUGUCGGAGAUCCGCUCCCGGGCCGAGGGUUAUGAGAAGACAGAUGAUGUUUCAGAGAAAACCUCUCUGGCUGACCAGGAGGAAGUACGCACUAUAUUUAUCAACCAGCCCCAGCUGACAAAGUUCUGCAAUAACCAUGUCAGCACCGCAAAAUACAACAUAAUCACAUUCCUUCCAAGAUUUCUCUACUCCCAGUUCAGAAGAGCCGCUAAUUCAUUUUUUCUCUUUAUUGCACUACUUCAGCAAAUACCCGAUGUCUCACCAACGGGUCGCUACACAACACUGGUUCCUCUCUUAUUUAUUUUAGCUGUGGCAGCUAUCAAAGAGAUAAUAGAAGAUAUUAAACGACAUAAAGCUGAUAAUGCAGUGAAUAAGAAGCAGACACAAGUUUUGAGAAAUGGUGCUUGGGAAAUUGUGCACUGGGAAAAGGUGGCAGUAGGGGAAAUAGUGAAAGUGACCAAUGGGGAACAUCUCCCAGCAGAUCUCAUCAGCCUGUCCUCAAGUGAGCCCCAGGCCAUGUGCUACAUUGAAACAUCCAACUUAGAUGGUGAAACAAACCUGAAAAUUAGACAGGGCUUACCAGCCACAUCAGAUAUAAAAGACAUUGAAAGUUUGAUGAGGAUUUCUGGCAGAAUUGAAUGUGAAAGCCCAAAUAGACAUCUCUACGAUUUUGUUGGAAACAUCAGACUUGAUGAACUCGGCACUGUUCCCCUGGGGGCCGAUCAGAUUCUGCUCCGAGGUGCUCAGCUGAGAAAUACCCAGUGGGUCCAUGGAAUAGUCGUCUACACUGGACAUGACACCAAGCUGAUGCAGAAUUCAACAAGUCCACCACUAAAACUCUCAAAUGUGGAACGAAUUACAAAUGUACAAAUUUUGAUUUUAUUUUGUAUUUUAAUUGCCAUGUCACUCAUCUGCUCUGUGGGCUCAGCCAUUUGGAAUCGAAGACAUUCUGGAAAGGACUGGUAUCUCAAUCUCAACUAUGGUGGUGCGAAUAAUUUUGGACUGAAUUUCCUGACAUUCAUAAUCCUUUUUAAUAAUCUCAUUCCUAUCAGCUUGUUGGUCACAUUGGAGGUGGUGAAAUUUACCCAGGCAUACUUCAUAAAUUGGGAUCUUGACAUGCAUUAUGAACCUACAGACACUGCUGCUAUGGCUCGAACAUCUAAUCUGAAUGAGGAACUUGGUCAGGUAAAAUACAUAUUUUCUGACAAGACUGGAACUCUGACAUGCAACGUGAUGCAGUUUAAGAAGUGCACCAUUGCUGGAGUGGCUUAUGGCCAUGUCCCUGAGCCUGAGGAUUAUGGCUGCUCUCCUGAUGAAUGGCAGAGUUCACAGCUUGGAGACGAAAGAACAUUUAGUGAUUCAUCAUUGUUGGAAAACCUCCAAAACAAUCAUCCCACCGCACCUGUAAUAUGUGAAUUUCUUACAAUGAUGGCAGUUUGUCACACAGCAGUACCAGAGCGAGAAGGGGAUAAGAUUAUUUAUCAAGCAGCAUCUCCAGAUGAGGGAGCGUUGGUCAGAGCAGCCAAGCAGUUGAAUUUUGUUUUCACUGGAAGGACACCUGACUCCGUGAUUAUAGAUUCUCUAGGACAGGAAGAACACUAUGAACUGCUCAAUGUCCUGGAGUUCACGAGUGCUCGCAAAAGAAUGUCUGUGAUUGUACGCACUCCAUCUGGAAAGCUACGACUUUACUGCAAAGGAGCUGACACUGUAAUUUAUGAUCGACUCGCAGAGACUUCAAAGUACAAAGAAAUUACUCUCAAACACUUAGAGCAGUUUGCUACUGAAGGGCUCCGCACACUCUGCUUUGCUGUGGCUGAGAUUUCAGAGAGCGACUUCCAGGAAUGGCGAGAAGUUUACCAACGAGCCUCCACCGCGCUGCAAAACCGGCUACUCAAGCUCGAAGAGAGCUAUGAAUUAAUCGAAAAGAAUCUUCAAUUGCUUGGAGCUACAGCCAUUGAGGAUAAAUUACAAGACCAAGUGCCUGAAACAAUAGAAACACUCAUGAAAGCAGACAUUAAAAUCUGGAUCCUUACAGGCGACAAACAAGAGACUGCCAUUAACAUUGGACACUCCUGCAAACUUUUAAAGAAGAACAUGGGAAUGAUUGUCAUAAAUGAAGGUUCUCUUGAUGGCACUAGGGAAACACUGACCCGCAUCUGCGCAACCCUAGGUGAUGCUCUUCGGAAAGAGAAUGAUUUUGUUAUUAUUGAUGGGAAAACCCUCAAGUACGCCUUAACUUUUGGAGUGAGACAGUAUUUCCUGGACUUGGCUUUGUCAUGCAAAGCUGUAAUUUGCUGCAGGGUUUCUCCUCUUCAAAAAUCUGAAGUUGUUGAGAUGGUUAAGAAACAAGUCAAAGUCAUCACACUUGCAAUUGGCGAUGGAGCAAAUGACGUCAGUAUGAUCCAGACUGCACACGUUGGAGUUGGUAUCAGUGGCAAUGAAGGCCUUCAGGCAGCUAAUUCUUCCGACUACUCCAUAGCACAGUUCAAGUAUUUGAAGAAUUUAUUGAUGGUUCAUGGGGCCUGGAACUAUAACAGAGUCUCCAAGUGCAUUUUGUAUUGUUUCUACAAGAAUAUUGUCCUCUAUAUUAUUGAGAUCUGGUUUGCCUUUGUGAAUGGCUUUUCUGGACAGAUCCUCUUUGAGCGAUGGUGCAUAGGUCUUUAUAAUGUGAUGUUCACAGCAAUGCCACCCUUAACUCUUGGAAUAUUCGAGAGAUCAUGCAGAAAGGAGAAUAUGCUGAAGUAUCCUGAACUGUACAAAACAUCCCAGAAUGCCCUGGACUUCAACACCAAGGUUUUCUGGGUUCAUUGUUUAAAUGGCCUCUUCCACUCAGUUAUUCUGUUUUGGUUUCCACUAAAAGCCCUUCAGUAUGGUAAUGUAUUUGGAAAUGGGAAGACCUCAGAUUAUCUACUACUGGGAAACUUUGUCUACACGUUUGUGGUGAUAACAGUGUGUUUGAAAGCUGGAUUGGAGACAUCAUACUGGACCUGGUUCAGCCACAUUGCAAUUUGGGGUAGCAUCGCACUCUGGGUAGUGUUUUUCGGAAUCUACUCAUCUUUGUGGCCUGCUGUUCCAAUGGCCCCAGAUAUGUCAGGAGAGGCAGCCAUGUUAUUUAGUUCUGGAGUCUUUUGGAUGGGGCUGUUAUUCAUCCCUGCAGCUUCACUGCUUCUGGAUGUAGCAUACAAGGUUAUCAAGAGGACAGCUUUUAAAACAUUAGUAGAUGAAGUUCAGGAACUAGAAGCAAAAUCUGAAGAUCCGGGAGCAGUUGUGCUUGGAAAAAGUCUCACCGAGAGGGCACAACUCCUCAAGAACGUCUUUAAGAAGAACCAUGUGAACUUGUACAGGUCUGAGUCCUUGCAACAAAAUCUGCUCCAUGGAUACGCUUUUUCUCAAGAUGAAAAUGGAAUCGUGUCACAGUCUGAGGUUAUCAGAGCAUAUGAUACCACAAAGCAGAGACCAGAUGAGUGGUGAUGGAGAGAAGCCACAAGGUGUGCAGGGAGAGUGAAGUCUCAGUGGGGAGCACUCAGAUCUUCCCCGCCAGCUGCAGACCAAUUCCAGCCUGGUGCAAGGAGGUGAAAAGUGGAUCUGAGCUCAUCUCAUUGAUCAAUGUUCAGAUUCCUGUAUAUUAUGGACAUAAGCACUGUGCAACUCUACUGUAACAUCUCUUUCAGAUUUUAAAAAGUAUUUGCUAAAUCUUUGUAAACAAAAAUGGAAAAUGACCUUGUAUUUUGCCAGGAGGCUUUCUUAAACAGAAGCUAGACCAGUAUGCUUUCACCCUCACUCUGGGGCUGUAGAAAUUGAGUGGAUAAAUCUGAAGAUGACCAACCAUUAGAAACACUCCAACAUGAUUAUAUGUUCAAAGGACUCUUGUAUUCUAGACUUAGAUUUCAGGAUAUGCUGGUCAAAACAAUAAACAACCAGCAUUCUUAAGAAACUUACCCUCCUUGUCGAUUAAAAUUUCUAAACAGAACAUUACUGUUUUUGUGUCCAAAAAAUGGUCUUGAUAAACGUUUGCCAAAGAAGUUCAAUAAAUGUAUUUCUUACUCAGUAGUCAUUUGCCCAGAAAUUUAAGAGAAAGUUAAAAUCCUGUCCUUUUGUAAGAUAAGACUUGCAUGCCAAGCUUUUCCCAUGUAAAAGUGAUUUGCACAGAUGAGUCUUUUCAAGGCAUUUGCUACUCAGAAUCUGUGGUGUUACCUCUGGCCUUACACAUGCUUCUCUCUUGUUCGUCUUGUUUAACUGUUCACGUGAGAGGGUACGCAUGUGGUGAUGUGGUUUUGUGGUCACAAAGCUGAUUUUUAAAACCCUGUGCGUCUUUCAGUCAUUUUUGGUAAAGUUUUAUCAUCUAGCUUUUUCUAUCUGUCUUCUGCUGUUUGAGU